AGCCCUGGUGGCUCGUUAGAACCCCCCAGCCGCCGAGACCGAAACCAAACAUCCAUGUGGCGGUUAGCAGCUCUGCCGCUGGCACUGGCGGUGCCGCGCUUUGAUAUCAACUUGGAUGCUCCUCCAAGAGAGCGGUUCGUUGAGGUGGCCACAUACUACAAAGAGGAGAUUCUUGCCAUGAUGAAGGCAUGGGAAGAGGUGCUCGAAAGGGACUUCGCUCCCAGCGAGCAGGCCGACUGGGUGCGAUUCGGAGCGCCGCAGAGUGAAGAAUUCCAGGAGGAGCUGCUCGGAAUGCAUGAGGCAGUUGGAUCGAAUGUGAGCUUGAAUUCCAUGCUCUUGUUCAAUCUUCUUUAUGAGAUGGGAUCACCAACUACCGCAUGUUCCGGUUUUCUGGCGGCCAACGAUGAUGGUCAGGUGAUCCAUGGGCGUAACAUGGAUUAUAUGCUUCAGUUCACGAUGCCGGAUGGAGCGAGGAAAGAUUGGCCGGACAUCACCUUCGAGGCAACCUUUUGGAAGGGUGGCCAAAAGCUCUUCCUGGCCAUCUCAUGGCCUUUGUACCUAGGUGUGCACACUGGGAUGCGCUUCGGUGGCUGGACCUUCGAACAGAACACCCGCCUAGGGAUGAAUCAGAAAGACCUGAACCUUGCAGCCGCCAAGGAGGGAGGUAUCAUGUAUGGCUACAAGAUCCGGCACCUCCUCGAGACGAUUCCCACCUUCGAGACGGCCUUGCGGGAGAUCAACGCAACACAGUUCAUGGCUCCUCAAUAUUUUAUGCUCUCUGGUGCUGGAAACAAUGAAGGUGCAGUGAUCAGCAUGGAUCGCAUGGGAGCACAGAGCCUCAUCAAUACGCCAGCCAUACGACGCCUGGGAGGUGCGAACUGGUUCCUGCUCCAGACCAAUGAUGAUGCGAACAAAUUGCCUUUAGAUUUUCGACGACCUGUUGUAAAGUCGUAUUUGCAUUGGUACACGAAGGAAGAUGUCUCGGUGAACUUCGUUUGGGACGUGAUCCACAGCUUUCCGCUGAAGAAUGCCUUAUCGGUCUUCACUUGGGUCGCAGUGCCCCGAACGAACUAUUCGCAGCUGGUGCUGCGUGGCCAGGAGCCGAGACUGGAGGAGGUGGCACUUCUCGUGGAGCCCCAUACGGACGAGGUGCACCUUCUGCAACGGUUCCUGAAGCGUCAUGGGACCAAGGGAUGGAAACACGUGAUUUCCAACGAGGGCCUGCGACUGGAACCCUGAAAUUUCUUGGCGGCACUGCGCUACGCUGGCGCAGUGCCAUGUGAAACAAGUGCCUGACAAAGUAGUGUCAUGUUUUCUCGUGUCCCAUCAGGCAAGAAAUGAGGCGCAGCUCUUCAAGAUUAGACGAGCUCUGUGGAAGAGCUUGUGUGAGUGUAUGUGAUUCCCACAGCCCACGUGUGUUAGAGCCAAUGCAGCCUGCAGUAGAGGCAGCUGUGUGUCCGAGGAGCUAUGGCAGAGAGCCGUGAGAA
This is a messenger RNA of Durusdinium trenchii, 1487 nucleotides long. The record is from the annotation of a GenBank genome assembly. NCBI's taxonomy places the organism in Eukaryota, Dinophyceae, Suessiales, Symbiodiniaceae.